Doryrhamphus excisus (bluestripe pipefish) is the source of this 3194-nucleotide messenger RNA. It is a transcript of the gene slc2a2, whose product is annotated as solute carrier family 2 member 2. The record is from RefSeq and is a predicted model, not a curated record. Gene Ontology annotation, molecular function: D-glucose transmembrane transporter activity. Gene Ontology annotation, cellular component: brush border; plasma membrane. Lineage: Eukaryota; Metazoa; Chordata; Actinopteri; Syngnathiformes; Syngnathidae. Gene Ontology annotation, biological process: dehydroascorbic acid transport.
UUUGUUUUUAUCAUAAAUAAUAUUAUAUUAUUAUAAUAAUAUCAUUGCUUUGCAAAAUCCAGACUGAAAUCAUUCAUGAAUAAUAAUUCACUAAUAAUACUAAUAAUGGGUAAUUGCUAAUCAUCAAAUUCAUUCAUCACUGACGAGUCGGCAACCAAUUAACUGCAAUAAAUGAGGGAUUAGUGUAAUAUAUAUAUUAACUAUAUGUAAUAAUGAAAAUGAUAAUCAUUAUUAUUUAUUAUGUGAAAUGCUAAUUAUUAGUGAUAAUUCAUGACAUUGUUUAAUGAAUAAAAUAAUAUAAAAAAUAUAAUAAUAAUAUAAAAAAUCAAAAAGCACCAAAAAAUAUGAGCACCAAAUACAUUUUAUCGUUGUAUCAUAACUUGUUGUGGCCUUGCAGGAGAAACGUUAGCCGCCCCUAGCGGCCCCCCAUGUGUGUACACCCCCCCCCACCCCCCCACCCCGUGUUUGCCUUCUUCCUGAUUUCAUUUAUUGAAAUAUUAGUCAAUAAAAAGACAAGUGGAGCCAAAAUGGAGGCAUCUUCUCCAGGUCCUGUGAAACAUCCAAACAGGCCGAGACACUACCACCGCCAUAUUUGACCGGCGCUGCUUCGACGCCAGAGGGAAUUGAACACACUCCUUCCAAAAAGUCCAGCUUUUGUCCGGUCAGACCACAGAGUAUUUCCCAAAAGGUCUUGGGGAUCAUCAAGAUGUUCUCCAGCCUUCAUGAUCUUCUUGUUCUUCUUCUUCUUCUGAAACAAUCAUCGAGAGGCACUAUGGACGGGCGUUGGCCGUGUCGUCCUCGGAGGCUGGCGUCCUGACCCCGAACGGCACCGCAGACACGUCUGGGAGGAGUCAGGGGGAGGAGUCAGGACCGCACCCGUCCGUGGUCAUGUACUGGUCUCUCUCUGUGGCCAUCUUCUCCAUCGGGGGCAUGGUCUCCUCCUUCCUGGUGGGAUUCGUGGGGGACCGGAGAGGCCGGGUCAAGGGCAUGCUGAUGGUCAACGUCUUGGCUGUGGCGGCUGGACUCCUGAUGGGGCUGUGCAAGAUGUGGAAGCCUCACGUCAUGGUCAUCACGGGCCGCGCCAUCAUGGGCUUUUACUGCGGCCUGUCGUCGGGCCUGGUCCCCAUGUACAUUGGAGAGAUCGCCCCCAAAGCUUACAGGGGGGCCUUGGGGACUCUGCACCAGCUGGCUAUCGUUGUUGGUAUCCUCAUCAGCCAGGUUCUGGGCUUGGACUUUAUCCUGGGUAAUGACGACAUGUGGCCCCUGCUGCUGGGUCUCUCAGGGGCCCCGGCCGUCUUGCAGUCCCUCCUGCUGCCGCUGUGCCCCGAGAGCCCCCGCUACCUUUACAUCCUGCUGGGCAGGGAACAGGAGGCUAAGGAAAGUCUGUAUCGCCUGAAGGGGGCGUACGACGCGUCUGCUGAUCUAGAAGAGAUGAGGAGGGAGAAAGAGGACGCCGACAAGGAGCCUCGGGUCUCCAUCCUGUCUUUGAUCUGCUCCUCCGUGUACCGACGCCAGCUGUUUGUGGCGCUGAUGAUGCAUCUCUCCCAGCAGUUGUCGGGCAUCAACGCGAUAUUUUACUACUCCACAGCUAUCUUCACGCAGGCUGGCAUCGCUCAGCCCGUCUACGCCACCAUCGGCGUGGGCGUCAUCAACACCAUCUUCACCCUGGUGUCUGUGGCCCUGGUGGACCGGGCCGGCAGGCGCACCCUGACCCUGGUGGGCUUGGGCGGGAUGUGCUGCUGCGCCAUCGCCAUGACGGUCGGCCUCAAAUUCCAGGACGAGUACUCCUGGAUGAGCUACUUCAGCAUGGCGGCCAUCUUCCUCUUUGUCAGCUUCUUUGAGAUCGGGCCGGGUCCCAUCCCGUGGUUCAUCGUGGCCGAGCUCUUCAGCCAGGGUCCUCGGCCGGCGGCCAUUGCUCUGGCCGGCUGCUGCAAUUGGACCAGCAACUUCCUCGUAGGCAUGACCUUCUCUUACAUACAGGCCUGGCUGGGUCCGUACGUGUUCAUCCUGUUUGCCGCGCUGCUGUUGGGCUUCACCUUGUUCACGUACCUGCGGAUGCCCGAGACCAAGGGCAAGACCUUCGAUGAGAUUGCCGCCAUAUUCCAAAAGGGGCGGAAAAAGGCGGCACGUUAUGCCAAAGACGGCCAAGAACUGCAGCAGCUCAAAGCGGCGACGACACAAGCUUGAGGACCGUAGGACUUUGCACGAUCCCGUUAGUGUUAUCAUAAUUAGUAUUAUCAUAACUAGUAUUAUCAUAAUUAAGGCAUCAAUGCAAUGACGUUUAAAAUCCACGCCAACCAAAUGCAAAUCCUUACAUGAAAUUAUGAUUAUUAACAGCAAUUCCACUAGCUCCGCCUCCAGGUUAACGUCUAAGGAUUUGAGAGGAUGCUUUACCUCCAACAUGUCAGUAUUGCCUUUGUUAAUAAAUAUCAUAAUUAAGCUCAAACGGAAGAUGGAGGAUUAGGGUCACGCCAAAAGGAACAUUUGAAAAGGUCAUCAAAGUUUUAUAAAACAUUAGAAAAUCGUUAAUUACGGGAAAAACUAUGAAGUCGGAAUUUAUCAUGAAAAGUCUUAAUAUUUUGACAACAAAACAAAAGGUAAAUUUUGGGAAAAAAUUGCAACAUUUUGAGAAUAAAGUUGUUUUAGUUUAAAGUUGAAAAAAGUUGUAAUCUUAAAAUCCAAAUUUUACGCAAAUAGUGAGUACAGUCAAGUCAUAAUGCAUGAAUAUAUAUAUAUAUAUAUAUAUAAAAUAAAAAACUAAUAAAUAAUAAAGUUUUUGUAAUGCCACAAAAAGUUAAUAAUAUAAUAAUAUUUAUUAUUAAUAAUAAUAAUAAAAUUGAAAAAUAUAUAUUAUUAUAAUAUCCCCAAAUUCUGACUUUAUUCAUUGAAUAUUUGGACUGGAUUAUCAUGAUAUUUUUGAGUUGUUUAUUGGCCCUAGUAGUCCUUUCUUCCAUAUUCCUUAUGUCAUGAAUGGGAUAAUUACAUUCCUUGCAUUUGCUCUACGACAGUUAUUGAUAUUUUUAGCUUUCCAUUUUGAACGGUACCAAGAUGAAUGCAUUUCUGUAUGUAUAAUUAACUGCUUUUAAUUAUUAUGUGACUACCUCAUUGUGAUGCUGUUAUUGAAACUUUGUUGUGAUCUCAUUGUGUUUCUGAUGUAUUGUUUUGUUUAAGAGUUAAAAGAAGAUAGAAUGGAG